UCCUACUCUCUCUCCUCUCUGUUGUGACUACUAUAUAUCAUUACGAGCACAGAAGCCUCUGAGAUUGAUCUUCUUCCAAAAAUGGCGUUUAUGAGACUUGGCUCCAAAUCCGAAGCUUUCCAUCGCGAAGGCCAAACCUGGCUUUGCACUACAGGACUCGUGAGUGAUGUUACCAUUGAAGUUGGAGACAUGAAGUUUCACCUUCACAAGUUCCCAUUGCUCUCUAGAAGUGGGCUUCUCGAGAGACUAAUCGAAGAGUCAUCAAACGACGACGGACCAGCCUGUGUCUUAACUCUAGACGAGAUACCAGGAGGCGGCAAAACGUUCGAGCUCAUUACAAAAUUCUGCUACGGCGUCAAAAUCGAGCUCACAGCACUCAACGUCGUCGCCCUCAGAUGCGCAGCCGAGUAUCUCGACAUGACCGAUAGCUACGGAGAAAGGAACCUCGUCGGUACGACAGAAACUUUCCUCAACGAAGUGUUUAGCAACUGGACCGACUCCAUCAAAGCUCUCCAGACGUGCGAGGAAGUCACCGAUCACGCCGAAGAUCUCAACAUCAUCUCCAGGUGCGUUGAUUCUUUAGCUAGCAAGGCCUGUGCUGACCCGAGCCUUUUAGGAAAGAAGAAGAACGAAGACGAAACGCAUCUUUGGAACGGUAUCUCAAUGCUGCAACCGAACGGUGAAGACUGGUGGUUCGAUGAUGCUUCUCUCCUCAUCUUGCCUCUCUUCAAAAGACUCAUCACCGCCAUCGAAUCGCGAGGGAUGAAGCCCGAGAACAUCGCCAUGGCGGUUAUGUACUACACAAGGAAACAUAUCCCUCUGAUGAACAGAGAUGAAGAGCAAGCGACGAGUCCUUCAGAAGCCGAACAGAAGACCACUCUCGAAGAGAUAGUCGAGUUGCUUCCUAGCAAGAAAGGCGUAAACCCGACAAAGUUUCUCCUCAGGCUGCUCCAGACCGCAAUGGUGCUUCACGCAAGCCAAUCCUCGAGAGAAGAUCUCGAGACGAGGAUCGGUAACCAGCUCGACCAAGCUGCUCUAGUGGAUCUUCUCAUACCGAACAUGGGAUACUCUGAAACGCUUUACGACGUGGAAUGCGUUUUGAGAAUGAUCGAACAGUUUGUCUCUUCGACAGAACAAGCAGGCAUUGUCCCUUCUCCUUCCAUCACUGAAGGUGAUUUGGGGAAGGAUGGAGACGAUUUGCUAACUCCUACAACGUUGGUAGCAACUCUUGUCGACGGUUAUCUCGCUGAGGUGGCACCUGACGUGAAUCUAAAGCUAACAAAGUUCGAAGCUAUCGCUGCUGCGAUACCUGAUUACGCAAGACCACUUGAUGAUGGAGUUUACCACGCAAUAGACGUCUACUUGAAGGCGCAUGCAUGGAUUACGGAUUCAGAAAGAGAGCAGAUAUGCAGACUCAUGAACUGCCAGAAGCUCUCACUUGAAGCUAGCACGCACGCGGCUCAGAACGAGAGGCUGCCUCUUCGUGUGAUAGUUCAGGUUCUGUUUUUCGAGCAGCUUAGGCUCAGGACAUCUAUAUCGGGUUGGUUCUUUGUCUCUGAGAAUCUAGACAACCCUGAGCUGCUCUAUCAAAGUGGGGGCAACGGUGGUUUGUUAAAACCAAGAGGUGAGAACGUGAGAGAAAAGGUUUGUGAGCUGGAGAAAGAGUGCAUGAACAUGAAAGAAGAGCUUCAGAAGCUGGUGAGGUCGAAGAGAAGCUGGAAGAAUUUUACGAGGAAGCUUAACUUCAAGAAGAAAUCAGAAUGCUUCAACCCUAAGGAUCAAGCUAAGCCAGCGGUUUAGCAAACAACUGGCUCAGCUAGAUCCAUCGAUCAAACUACUCUGUUUUGAAACAGAGUAUCUCUGUUUUUAUUCACUUAGGUAGGAAGUUCGAAACAGAGUAGCUCUGUUUUUCAAAAUCUUUCAUCUUUCUCUCAGUAUCUCGCUGAGAGAUUUGAUUGGUUUUAGAUUCCUAUUGAAGAUCUUUGUUGGAAAACAUUUAGUUACAUUUCUUAUGCAAAUUUUGUGGUGGUGUUGA
Molecule: messenger RNA, 2035 nt
Organism: Brassica rapa (field mustard)
Lineage: Eukaryota; Viridiplantae; Streptophyta; Magnoliopsida; Brassicales; Brassicaceae
Product: BTB/POZ domain-containing protein At5g03250
Molecular function (GO): protein binding
Source: RefSeq, a predicted model, not a curated record